CGCCAAUUUCACCCCAAUUUCUUCCUUUCUAGUACUUUUGGCUUUUUUUCUACACAUUCGUUCGCUACACCACAUAAAUACCAUGCCUCUAACCACUUUACCUUCACUUCCCGAGCCCAUUUUACACCUAAUUUGCAUCUAUCUCACACCCGAUCGCCCCAGCGUCAACGACCCCGAAAAUGGCCAAUCACUCACACUUUACCGCCCGAUAAUAAGCCUUUCACUGACCGCACAUGCCCUAAAUCGCAUCUCAUCAACCCAUAUCGCGACAAACAUGAGCCUGACAUGGGGCACCGUCCGCUGGGACCUCUUUCUCCGCACCGUCCACGAAAACCCAGUCUAUGCAUCCACCGUCAAGUACCUCAAGCUCAGCGAACUCAGCUUAGACGAGCAAGACUUGAUCAGACCGACAAAGUGGCAAGGCGGACCGGAAGAUCUCACGGAAAUGUUCAAAGUACUAUGUGGCUUGGAAACGCUCUACUCGUCGCACAGCAGGCUACUCUACCCCGGUUCUAUUAUCUAUCGCCUUACGUCUGAAGAAAUGCCGUUGUGGAAGACGCUCAAGGUCGUGCGAUUCGACCAUAUCAAUGUCUGGGGCGAGGACCGCAUUGUGCAAUUGAACCUGCAUCGGGAACGCAGAGAAGAUGAAGACGGCAAAGUGAGGAAGUACACGGUGAGAAAUGGACUGCUUACUGGCUCUCUGGCGCGCUUGAGCAUCCAGGAAUUUCACAAGAUACCGGAGGUCACGAACGUGGUUGUUACUACGCGCGAUUUCGAAGACGAUGGAGAUACAGAGGGGGAUGCGGAUUGGGUUGAUAGGGGUGCGGAGGAGGAUGAAGGAGAGGAGUGGAGUGAUGAUGAUGAUUAUGAGUAUGAGAGCGAGGAUAGCGAGUGGGAUUCGGAAGAUGAUAGCGAUUACGAGGAUGAUUGGGAGGCGGAGUAUGGAUUCAGUGUGCCUAGCGCUCAGUCUGUGAAGGAGGAGCUGCCGACGCCGGUCGUUGGUUUGUCUGCUCCAGGGAAGAGUUUGCUGGAUUUUUGAGGUGAAAGGAUGGGUGUGCGUUUUAUGUGGCAUAUGUUUUAGAGGGGUUCAACAUGUAUAUUAGUAAAUUUAUCUUGUAGUAGGUUUAAUCGACUGGACUUGACUAAGUCCUUUGUAAAACAGACACCUUAUUCGGUUCUA
Molecule: messenger RNA, 1180 nt
Organism: Bipolaris sorokiniana ND90Pr
Lineage: Eukaryota; Fungi; Ascomycota; Dothideomycetes; Pleosporales; Pleosporaceae
Exons: 1
Coding region: 83-1039 (318 amino acids)
Source: RefSeq, a predicted model, not a curated record